UUUUCUUUCUCUAUCUUCCAGCAUGGUGAGACGGAAUCUGGGUCCCUCCACUCGGUCUGUCUAUAUAUGUCUGGCUUGCCUCUCUGUCGCUCUGCACCUCAUUCUGGCAUUCUUUUGCCUCGCUGUCCUCCAGACGGCUUGCGUCCUUCCCAAGCAUCAUCCGGUCUCCUCCUCUUCAUAUAAACUAUCGAUAAGUUCUGAGAAUGACACAUUUCACAAGUUAAAUGCGACCAGGUUGCCUGCGGUCAUCGGCGCGGAGAAGAAAGUGGUAAAUCAAGUCGUCAAGAUCGACUCGAAGCUGGAGGCGCUUUACCUGCACCCGCUGUACAACCUGCCAGGACCCGAGUUGCUGGAGGACGACUGGCUGCUCCGGGUGAAGACAAAUGAGGACGCAAGGGACACAGACAAUGGCGGUGAUGACAAGGAGGAAGGCAUCGAUAGUGACAGUCGGUGGCAGAGUGCAAGUCAGGAGGAAGGUUAUGACAAAGUCUCUUGGAGCACCAAUGCCGAGACGCACCCGCCCUGGCUGCGCUUCCACUUGGGCAUCACGCGGUGGCGACUCUACAACAGGGAGGACGCCGCUCUUGCAAAGCUGACUCACUAUUUGGCGACGCAACACAUUCUCGGAGCAGUUCAAAAAUCCGGAGGUACUCAACUCAAACUGCUCAUAUCCUUCCCAAACUACGGACAAGCUCUGCUAAAACCCAUGAAACAGUCCAGAGAUGCAGAGACCGACGUGAACCUCUUCUACUUCUCUGACUUUGAAAGACACAACGCAGAGAUCUCGGCUUUUCAUCUUGACAGACUGCUGGGCUUCAAUAGAAUCCCUCCGGUGGUCGGUCGUCUCAUCAACAUCACCAGAGAGAUCAGAGAGAUUACCACGGACCGCAAGUUAUCUCGUACCUUCUUUACUUCCCCUGCGGGGAAUGUGUGUUUCUACGGCCAGUGUGAGUACUACUGCUCAACAGAACACCCGCUGUGCGGCCAGCCACACUCGCUGGAGGCGUCCUUGGCCGCCAUGCUACCCGACCUCGGCCUCGCUCCUCGCAGGUCAUGGAGGUCACCGUGGAGACGAUCCUACAGUCGCACCAAGUUGGCGCAGUGGGAGAAAGACCCAGUCUAUUGUGACACGGUCAAAGAAACGCCUCCUUAUAACCACGGCACCAGACUGGUGGAUGUUAUCGACAUGGCCAUAUUGGACUUCCUCAUGAGCAACAUGGAUAGACAUCACUAUGAAACGUUUGAGAAAUUCGGCAAUGACACUUUCCUGCUUCAUCUGGAUAAUGGACGAGCGUUUGGACGUCACUCUCAAGAUGAGAUAUCCAUUCUAGCUCCUUUGCAGCAGUGCUGCAGGAUCCGUCGCUCCACCCUCCUCCGCUUACGCCUCUUGUCCCUUCCGGACUUCCGCCUGAGCGAUGUCAUGAGGGAAUCUCUGGGCCAAGAUCCUUUGGCAGCCGUGGCGCCCUUACUCGCUGAGCCACACCUGAACGCUUUGGAUCGACGCCUGGGAACAGUCUUGCAAGUGGUGAAGACCUGUCAGGAGGAACAUGAUGAUGUUGUUUUUAAUGACUUGGGAGCAUACAAGGAAGAACACGAGCAUCAGAGUAAAUAA
Messenger RNA from Doryrhamphus excisus (bluestripe pipefish), 1612 nucleotides. Its product is annotated as extracellular serine/threonine protein kinase FAM20C-like. NCBI's taxonomy places the organism in Eukaryota, Metazoa, Chordata, Actinopteri, Syngnathiformes, Syngnathidae. Gene Ontology annotation, molecular function: phosphotransferase activity, alcohol group as acceptor. Gene Ontology annotation, biological process: enamel mineralization; protein phosphorylation. Gene Ontology annotation, cellular component: Golgi apparatus. The record is from RefSeq and is a predicted model, not a curated record.